AUGGGACAGAAAGUAACGACUCCUUUGACUUUGACUUUGGAUCACUGGACUGAAGUAAGGACUAGAGCUCACAAUUUUUCAGUAGAUGUAAAGAAGGGACCAUGGCAGACUUUUUGUUCAUCUGAAUGGCCGACCUUCAAGGUGGGAUGGCCACCAGAGGGAGCUUUUAACCUGUCUCUUAUUUUCGCUGUCAAGCGCAUUAUCUUUCAGGAGGAAGGUGGGCAUCCCGACCAGAUUCCCUAUAUCACCGUUUGGCAGGACCUGGUCCAGAAUCCCCCACCUUGGGUUACACCCUGGACCGUGGGGUCCGGAGCAACGGUGGCAGUUGCGGCAGCCAAACCUAAGCAAACCCAACUGCAGGCCAAGACCCAGCAGACGGCGGGUCCCUCGGCACCCCCGAAGAUUUACCCCGAGAUUGAGGAUCCCUCAUGGACAGAGCCUCAGCCUCCCCCUUAUCCUUUGCCACAGCCAUCGGCACCCCAGAUUCCAGCGCCUGCUGAGAGGGACGGGGUAGAGGGGCCCGCGGCGGGGACGCGGAGCCGGAGAGGCCGCAGUCCAGAGGGAGACUUCACGAUUGCCUUGCCCCUCCGCGCUUAUGGCCCACCAACGGGCCCUGAUGAAUUAGUCCCUUUGCAGUAUUGGCCUCUCUCCUCAGCUGACCUAUAUAAUUGGAAAAAUAAUCACCCUUCCUUUUCAGAAAAUCCUGCAGGCCUGACCAGGCUUCUUGAAUCCAUUAUGUUUUCCCACCAGCCCACUUGGGAUGAUUGUCAACAGCUCCUGCAGAUACUUUUUACCACAGAGGAGAAGGAAAGGAUCCUGUUGGAAGCCAGAAAGAAUGUCCCCGGACCAGAUGGGACCCCCACUAAUCUCCCUAAUCUUAUAGAUGAAGCUUUCCCUCUGACCCGUCCGGCCUGGGAUUUCAACACUGCGGAAGGUAGGGAGCGUCUCACAGUAUACCGCCGGACUCUAGUGGCGGGGCUCAAGGGGGCCGCUCGGCGACCCACCAAUUUGGCUAAGGUAAGAGAAGUUCUCCAGGGACCGGCAGAACCGCCCUCUGUGUUCUUAGAGCGAUUGAUGGAGGCUUAUAGGAGAUAUACGCCGUUUGAUCCCUCCUCGGAGGGACAACAGGCAGCUAUAGCCAUGGCCUUCAUAGGGCAGUCUGCCUCAGAUAUUAGGAAAAAGUUACAAAGAUUAGAAGGGCUCCAGGACUACACUUUGCGAGAUUUAGUAAAAGAAGCAGAGAAGGUGUAUCAUAAGAGAGAAACAGAGGAAGAGAAACAAGAGAGAGAAAAAAGAGAGGCAGAUGAGAGAGAGAACCGGCGUGAUCGCCGGCAAGAGAGAAACUUAACUAAGAUUUUGGCCGCAGUGGUAGGUGAUAGAAGGGCAGAGAGAGGACAGUCAGGGUACCUGGGCAACGGAGCAAGAAGACCUCUAGGAGAAGAAAGACUACCGCUUAAAAAGGAUCAAUGCUUAUACUGUAAAGAAAGAGGACAUUGGGCCAGGAACUGCCCUAAAAAGAAACAGAGAGGAUCCAAGGUAUUGACCUUUGAAGAGGACUAGGGGAGUCGGGGCUCGACUCCCCUCCCCGAGCCUAGGGUAACUCUUUCAGUGGAGGGGACUCCUGUCGAUUUUUUGGUAGACACAGGAGCGGAACAUUCAGUUUUGACCAAGCCACUGGGACAAUUGGGGCAAAGAAGGACUAUGGUAAUGGGAGCCACUGGUAGUAAACUUUACCCCUGGACCACUAAACGAGUUUUAGAUAUAGGAAAAAGCCAAGUGACUCAUUCUUUUCUUGUGAUUCCUGAAUGCCCCAUGCCCCUAUUGGGAAGAGACUUAUUAACCAAACUCAAGGCUCAAGUGCAGUUCACCACAAAAGGACCGAAGAUAACCUGGGAAGAGGCCCCUGUUGCAUGUUUGGUUUUAAGUUUAGAAGAAGAAUAUCGCCUCCAUGAGCAGAAUCCCAAACAGCUACUAGCCCCUGAGUGGCUAUCUGCUUUUCCUGAAGUCUGGGCUGAGCAGGCAGGGAUGGGGUUGGCCAAACAGGUACCGCCAGUAGUAGUGGAUUUAAAAGCCGAUGCCACUCCAGUUUCAGUCAAACAAUACCCUAUGAGUAGGGAAGCUAAAGAAGGCAUCCGGCCACAUAUUCAGAGACUGUUACAACUAGGGAUUCUAGUGCCUUGCCAAUCCCCUUGGAACACUCCUCUCCUGCCUGUACGCAAACCUGGGACUAAUGAUUAUCGGCCAGUACAGGAUUUAAGAGAAGUUAACAAAAGGGUACAGGACAUUCACCCUACGGUUCCAAAUCCUUACAAUUUACUGAGUUCUCUACCACCAGAGCGGACUUGGUACACUGUCUUAGACUUAAAGGAUGCCUUUUUCUGCCUUCGGUUGCAUCCCAACAGCCAGCCACUAUUUGCUUUCGAGUGGAGAGAUCCAGAAGGAAGACACACUGGUCAGUUGACCUGGACACGGCUACCCCAGGGGUUCAAAAAUUCCCCUACUCUCUUCGAUGAGGCACUCCAUCGAGACCUUGCACCCUUUAGGGCACAGAACCCCCAGAUUUCUCUCUUGCAGUACGUUGAUGACCUACUGAUUGCUGCUUCAACCCAAGAACUGUGUUGUGAUGGGACUAAAAAGCUCCUAAAUGAAUUGGGUAAGUUGGGGUACCGGGUGUCUGCUAAAAAAGCUCAGCUGUGUCGCACUGAGGUGACCUACCUAGGAUACACUCUCCGAGAAGGAAAGCGGUGGCUCACCGAAGCUCGAAAGAAAACUGUGAUGCAGAUCCCGACCCCCACCACUCCGCGACAAGUACGUGAGUUUCUGGGGACGGCGGGCUUUUGUAGACUCUGGAUACCGGGGUUCGCAACACUGGCAGCCCCUUUGUACCCUCUUACAAAAGAAAAGGUCCCAUUUACCUGGACCGAGGAGCACCAAAGAGCCUUUGAGGACAUAAAAGCUGCACUAUUGACAGCCCCUGCUCUGGCCUUGCCAGAUUUGACUAAGCCUUUCACCUUAUAUGUUGAUGAACGGGCUGGAGUAGCCCGUGGGGUCUUAACUCAGGCUCUGGGGCCCUGGAAACGCCCGGUAGCCUACUUGUCAAAAAAGUUAGACCCGGUCGCCAGCGGAUGGCCCUCCUGUCUAAAAGCCAUUGCUGCCGUGGCCCUGCUUGUUAAAGAUGCUGACAAGCUUACCCUAGGUCAACAUGUGACUGUCAUUGCUCCCCAUGCUCUGGAGAGUAUCGUGCGGCAGCCCCCGGACCGGUGGAUGACUAACGCCCGGAUGACUCACUAUCAGAGCCUGUUGCUGAAUGAACGAGUGACUUUCGCCCCACCUGCCAUUCUUAAUCCUGCUACUCUUCUCCCUGAGAUACAUAACUCCACCCCAAUACAUCAAUGUGUCGAUAUCCUGGCGGAAGAGACCGGAACAAGGAAGGACCUGACUGAUCGACCAUGGCCAGGUGUGCCUGCUUGGUACACGGAUGGUAGCAGUUUUGUGGUGGAAGGAAAAAGGAGAGCGGGAGCGGCAGUGGUGGAUGGAAAACAGGUAAUCUGGGCAAGUAGUCUUCCAGAAGGAACUUCAGCUCAAAAAGCCGAACUUGUGGCUUUGACUCAGGCCUUGCGAUUGGCAGAAGGUAAGGCCAUUAACAUUUAUACCGACAGCCGGUAUGCCUUUGCUACAGCCCACAUACAUGGAGCCAUCUAUAAGCAAAGGGGGCUACUCACUUCGGCGGGAAGAAGCAUCAAAAACAAAGAAGAGAUUUUAGCCCUUUUAGAGGCAGUACAUUUGCCAAAGAAGGUGGCCAUUAUUCAUUGUCCAGGUCACCAAAAAGGAGAAGAUCCUAUAACAAAAGGGAACCAAAUGGCGGAUCUUGUGGCAAAGCAGGUGGCCCAACAGGUAACAAUACUAGCAGAAAAGAGUCAGACUCCAGCGGAAACUCCAGUCACUGAUGACUCUAACCACAUUUAUUCAGCCGAUGAUUUUAAAAUAUUAGAAGAUAUGGUUAGUAAAAAACAAGCUCAAGAAUUCAGCUUUGAUGGGGUAGCGCGGACUAUAGAUGGGCGAGUGAUCCUGCCAACAAAAGAAGGAGUAAGUUAUGUUCAGAGACUGCACCAGUUGACUCAUUUGGGAGCAGAUAAGCUAAAACAACUUGUCAAAGCUUCUAAAUACCAUGUGUUAAAUUUAAAUUCAACAAUUAGGCAGGUGAUUGACUCUUGCCAGGCCUGUGCGCUUACUAACGCCGCUAGGCCCUAUCAUGAACCUGGAAAAAGAAGACGAGGAGACCGACCGGGAGUCUACUGGGAAGUAGAUUUUACUGAAAUAAAGCCAGGAAAAUACGGUAAUAAAUAUCUAUUAGUCUUUGUUGAUACCUUUUCAGGAUGGGUAGAGGCUUUCCCCACUAAAUCUGAAACUGCUCAGGUGGUGGCCAAGAAGAUUCUUGAAGAAAUCUUACCCCGGUUUGGUGUACCCAAGGUAAUCGGCUCAGAUAAUGGGCCAGCUUUCGUUGCCCAGGUAAGUCAGGGAUUGGCCUCGCAACUGGGGACAGAUUGGAAAUUACAUUGUGCAUAUAGACCCCAGAGUUCAGGACAGGUAGAAAGAAUGAAUAGAACUCUAAAAGAGACCCUAACUAAAUUAGCCAUUGAGACCGGUGGUAAAGACUGGGUGACUCUCCUUCCCUUUGCGCUUCUUAGGGUCCGAAACACACCCGGACGUUUCGGCCUCACUCCUUAUGAGAUUCUCCAUGGGGGACCGCCCCCCUUGACUGAGUCCAGUGGGAUAUUGGAUCCCAGUGUCGACUCUUCCUCAUCCUCUGCUUUGUUUACUCAUCUAAAGGCUCUAGAAGUUGUCAGAACACAGAUCUGGGACCAGAUAAAAGAAGCCUACGCACCGGGAACUUCAGAGGUGCCCCACGGGUUCCAGGUUGGAGAUUCGGUCUUAGUCAGACGACAUCGCACCGGCACUCUAGAGCCUCGGUGGAAAGGACCAUAUCUGGUGUUGCUGACUACCCCCACGGCAGUAAAAGUGGACGGGAUCGCUGCUUGGAUUCACGCCUCCCACAUCAAGAGAAUACCCAAUCAAAAUGAAGACAACAACUGGACGGUGGCAACUACUGAUAAUCCUCUUAAGCUUCGCCUGUGCCGCAGAGCAAACCCUCCGCAGCCAGCGGCGAACCCUCCGCAGCCAGCUAGAAAACCCACAUACGGACCACCAAAACCUACAAUAUCGGAGUUCCUGGCCGCCGCCGAUAAGAUCCAGGCCGCUGCAAAUGCUAUCGCCAAAUAUGGACCUCCAACCGAAGAACCUGCUGCUGCUAUCAAUGAUCUAACUAAAGAGCCCCUUUCCAUUUCAGAUACUCCCAUACCACCAGAUGUUGAUACUGAAAAUCGUCUAUUUGGCUUAAUGCAAGGGGCAUUCCUGGUCUUGAAUCGUACCUAUCCUAAUGCUACUCAGUCUUGUUGGAUGUGCUAUACCCCUAGCCCCCCAUAUUAUGAGGGCAUUGCUCAGGUCAGAGGUUACAACAAAACAACAGAUCACUCUCAAUGCCGUUGGGGACAAAACCUCAAGUUUACUCUAACAGAAAUUUCAGGAAAAGGGCUUUGUAUAGGCCGGGUACCCCGUGACAAACAGUAUCUUUGUAAUCAAACGCAAACCGUCCUGCCUGGGAGAGAAGAUCAGUAUUUAGUACCCCCCUUGGACACAGUAUGGGCUUGCAACGAUGGUCUCACUCCUUGUGUAUCAACUCUUGUUCUCUAUGCUUUAGAAAGAUAUUGCAUUUUAAUACAAAUUGUCCCUAAACUCCUGUACCAUGAUGAUAGCUCUUUUUUAGAUGAGUUUGAUCACCGAAGCCGCUGGAAGAGAGAACCUAUCACCUUGACCUUUGCGGUACUCAUGGGACUGGGAGUGGCGGCUGGAGUUGGUACGGGUACCGCUGCAUUAAUUCAGACUCCCCUAUAUUAUAAGGAAUUGCGAGCAGCUAUAGAUACUGAUCUUAGAUCCAUAGAACAAUCUAUAACUAAACUAGAAGAGUCUUUAACUUCCCUGUCUGAAGUAGUACUACAAAAUAGGAGGGGAUUAGACUUAUUAUUUCUCAAAGAGGGAGGACUUUGUGUGGCCCUGAGAGAAGAAUGUUGUUUUUACGUUGAUCAUUCAGGAGUGAUCAAAGAUUCAAUGGCUAAGCUCAGAGAACGCUUAGAUUUACGUCAAAAAGAAAGAGAAAACAGACAGGGAUGGUUUGAAGGCUGGUUUAAUAAAUCCCCAUGGUUAACUACUCUUCUUUCUACUUUGGCAGGACCCAUUAUAAUACUUAUGCUUCUACUUACUCUCGGGCCAUGCAUACUCAAUAGACUGAUAGCUUUUAUAAAAGAAAGAGUGAGCGCUGUUCAGGUAUUGGUUCUGCGACAACAGUACCAAGAGUUACAAUGGGAUGAACAAUCGCUCUAG
Rattus rattus (black rat) is the source of this 6438-nucleotide messenger RNA. RefSeq lists its product as uncharacterized. The record is from RefSeq and is a predicted model, not a curated record. Lineage: Eukaryota; Metazoa; Chordata; Mammalia; Rodentia; Muridae. Gene Ontology annotation, biological process: proteolysis; virion assembly; DNA integration. The transcript is spliced from 2 exons. Gene Ontology annotation, molecular function: aspartic-type endopeptidase activity; nucleic acid binding; RNA-DNA hybrid ribonuclease activity.